Molecule: messenger RNA, 2083 nt
Organism: Eutrema salsugineum
Lineage: Eukaryota; Viridiplantae; Streptophyta; Magnoliopsida; Brassicales; Brassicaceae
Product: pentatricopeptide repeat-containing protein At2g32630
Exons: 1
Coding region: 1-1881 (626 amino acids)
Molecular function (GO): protein binding
Source: RefSeq, a predicted model, not a curated record
AUGAACAAAGAGAUAGGAAGCAUUUCUUCCGGCAAACUCUCGCGACUCUUCAACGUUGUAACUCAGAAGCAGAGAUCUUCUCCGGUUUUGAUUUCAGACAGAGAAACCGCCAGAAGAAUCACGGCGUACCUGGAGAAAUCCAGCAUCAAGAAACUCCAAUCGAACCCAUCGCUUCUCUUUAACCUGAAUUCAAAUGUAACCCGCCUCGUUCUAUCGAAACCUACUCUUCCCACUCAAUCCUGCAUCGACUUCUUCAAGUUUCUCCGAACAUUCGAAUCCCGUCUCAGACCCGAUCUCACGGCGGUUGUCACCUUAGCUCACCGGCUAUACUCCGACCGGAGAUUCCACGAGAUGAAAUCUCUUCUGAAUUCGGUUGCUUCCGACGGGUUUUACGGGCGUCCGGUUGAGAAUUUAGGAUCGGCGAUGGCGGAUUGUGAGAUUUCUGAAGGAAAGCUUGAAUUUUCGGAAACGUUUUUCGAUUUGGUGUUUAGGGUUUAUGUGGAUAACGGAAUGUUCGAAGAGGGUUUAAAGGUUUUCGAUUACAUGGUCGGGAAGGGAUUGAAAAUCGACGAGAGAUCCUGCAUUGUAUUUCUGGUGGCGGCGAAGAAACGCCGGAGAAUUGAUCUCUGUUUGGACAUUUUCAGGCGAAUGGUUGAUUCUGGAGUGAGAAUCACUGUUUAUUCAUUGACGAUUGUGGUCGAAGGAUUAUGCAGAAGAGGCGAAGUUGAAAAGAGUAAGAAACUGAUAAAAGAGUUCUCCAGCAAAGGAAUCAAACCUGAAGCUUAUACUUACAACACCAUCAUCAAUGCUUACGUUAAACAGAGAGACUUCUCUGGUGUAGAAGGGAUUUUGAAGGUGAUGAAGAAGCAUGGAGUGGCGUAUAACAAAGUUACGUAUACGCUUCUGAUGGAAUUUAGCGUCAAGAAUGGGAAAAUGGUUGAUGCGGAGAAACUGUUUGAUGAAAUGCGUGAGAGAGGAAUAGAAUCUGAUAUCCAUUUGUAUACUUCUCUGAUAAGUUGGAAUUGCAGAAAGGGUGAUAUAAAAAGGGCGUUUUUGUUGUUUGAUGAAUUGACAGAGAAAGGCCUUUCGCCGAGUAGCCAUACUUAUGGUGCGCUUAUCGAUGGUGUGUGUAAGGUAGGGGAAAUGGGUGCAGCUGAGAUAUUGAUGAACGAGAUGCAAAGCCGAGGAGUUGAUAUCACCCAGGUGGUAUUCAAUACAUUGAUUAAUGGGUAUUGCAGGAAAGGGAUGAUUGAUGAAGCUUUGACGAUUUAUGAUGUGAUGGAGAAGAAAGGGUUUGAAGCUGAUGUUUUCACUUUUAACACCAUUGCUAGCUGUUUGAAUAGAUUAAAAAGGUAUGAUGAGGCAAAGCAAUGGCUGUUCAGGAUGAUGGAAGGUGGUGUGAGGCUUAACACUGUUUGUUACACUAAUUUGAUCGAUGUUUACUGCAAAGAAGGGAAUAUUAAGGAGGCAAAGAGGCUAUUUGUGGAGAUGAGUAGCAAGGGAGCACAGCCCAACGCUGUCACGUACAAUGUGAUGAUAUAUGCGUACUGCAAGCAGGGGAAAGUAAAGGAAGCCCGUAAACUAAGGGACAACAUGGAAGCAAAAGGGAUGGAUCCGGAUUCAUAUACCUACACGUCGCUCAUACACGGGGAAUGUAUUGCUGAUAACGUGGACGAAGCAAUGAGACUCUUUGGCGAGAUGGGGUCGAAGGGUUUGGACCAGAGUUCUGUAACAUAUACGGUGAUGAUCUCGGGUUUGUCCAAAGCUGGAAAAUCAGACGAAGCCUUUGGAUUGUAUGAUGAGAUGAAAAGGAAAGGGUUUACAAUAGAUUAUAAGGUUUACACUGCACUCGUUGGAAGUUUGCAUUCACCUGAGACUUAGAACAUGAUCGUCAAACUACGAUCUGUUUGGACUGGUAAACCCUGAGAUCCACCUGUUGAUGGUUGAAGUCGCUUACUUAAAUCAAUACCUUUUUUGUUACUGGAAGAUUCUUUGACAGACUUGGGUUGUGGUGUGUAUCGAACGUUGCUUUUGGAGUAUGAUCAUUUGGUAUUGAGCAAGCGACCAUUUUGUCAACGAGGUA